ACAUAAAUCGGGUCAAAGCUUAGUUUGACUGGUUUUACUGUGUCUCAUAGGGAUUGUGAUACAUUUAAGAUUGGUUGUGAAUCAGUCUCAAAUUAUUUCGUGCUUCCCACGUGUAGACCCCAUGUAACUUCCUUUUGCAACUAACAUGGCACCUAAGAAGAAGGAGUCAACAAAGAAGGCAGCCGCUAAGGCCGCCCCCAAGACGAAGGCUGCGGCGAGUGGUGACCAGCCAAAGGCUGUCGCCAAGGCAACCCAGGCCAAGAAGAAUGUGCUGAAGGGUGUGCACCAGAAGAGGAGCAAGAAGGUGCGCACAUCUGUGCACUUCAAGAGACCCAAGACUCUGGAGCUGAGACGCAAGCCCAAAUACCCGCGGAAGAGUGUCCCACGGUCACCAAAGUUGGACCAGUUCCGAAUCAUCAAGUUCCCCCUGACCACUGAAUCAGCCAUGAAGAAGAUUGAGGACACCAACACGCUCGUCUUCAUUGUCGACAAGAGGGCCAACAAGCCUCAAAUCAGGGUCGCUGUCAAGAAACUGUACGACAUUGAGGUGUCCAAGGUCAACACACUCAUCAGACCUGAUGGUGAGAAGAAGGCGUAUGUACGAUUGGCAGCAGAUUAUGAUGCAUUGGACGUUGCUAACAAGAUUGGCAUCAUAUAGACUGUUUGCUGCUUAUUGUAUAUAAAAAAUAAAGAGAAAAAACACA
Molecule: messenger RNA, 704 nt
Organism: Dreissena polymorpha
Lineage: Eukaryota; Metazoa; Mollusca; Bivalvia; Myida; Dreissenidae
Product: 60S ribosomal protein L23a-like
Exons: 5
Coding region: 146-658 (170 amino acids)
Biological process (GO): ribosomal large subunit assembly; translation
Cellular component (GO): cytosolic large ribosomal subunit; ribosome
Molecular function (GO): structural constituent of ribosome; rRNA binding
Source: RefSeq, a predicted model, not a curated record